CAACUCUUAUAUCAAAUGUAACUCCAACACCAAGGAAUAGAAGAGCAAAAGUGACUGAUGAUAAUGAAGCAGGUCAUUCACGUCCUAAUCGAGGCAGGGUGGAAGGUCAUAGAAGAUUGUUCAAUGAUUACUUUGCUGAUCAACCAGUCUAUCCAGCUCGUUUAUUUCGUCGAAGAUUUCGAAUGCAGCGACAUGUCUUUGUUCGGAUUAUGGAUAAUGUCAUUGCAAGUGAUGAAUGGUUCACUCAAAAAAGAGAUGCUACGGGUCAGUUAGGUUUAUCGCCCCUACAAAAGUGUACAGCGGCUAUUCGAAUGCUUGCCUACGGGGUAGCGGCGGAUUCGCUUGACGAGUAUGUGCGAAUUAGUGAAAGUACAGCUCGAAUAGCAUUGAUGAAAUUUACGAAGGGGGUCAUCAAGAAAUUUGGUGCGGAGUACUUGAGACGGCCUACUCCAGACGAUUUGGCUAGACUACUCAGAUUCGGUGAAGAUCGUGGAUUUCCGGGCAUGGUUGGUAGCAUAGAUUGUAUGCAUUGGGAAUGGAAAAAUUGCCCGACUGCAUGGAAAGGACAAUUUCAAGGAAGAGGUGGUGUUGCUACUUUAGUUCUUGAAGCUGUUGCUGAUCGUGACUUAUGGAUAUGGCAUUCUUUCUUCGGGAUCCCAGGUUCGUGCAAUGACCUAAAUGUUCUUCACCGAUCUCCUGUGUUUAGGGAUGUUUUAGAAGGUCGAGCACCCCCCGUGCAGUUUACGGUGAAUGGUAACCAAUAUGAUAAGGGUUAUUAUCUCACUGAUGGUAUAUAUCCGAAUUGGGCAACAUUCAUUCAAUCAGUUACAUGUCCUCAUACUCUCAAGGACAAGUUAUUUGCUCAACACCAAGAAGGAGCUCGAAAAGAUGUAGAGAGAGCAUUUGGGGUGCCAAUCUCGGUUUGCAUUUUCGUAAACCAUCCCUCGCAUGGGAUGAGGAAAUUCUCAAUGACAUCAUGUUGUCUUGCAUUAUCAUGCACAACAUGA
Molecule: messenger RNA, 1007 nt
Organism: Beta vulgaris subsp. vulgaris (sugar beet)
Lineage: Eukaryota; Viridiplantae; Streptophyta; Magnoliopsida; Caryophyllales; Amaranthaceae
Exons: 1
Coding region: 183-1007 (274 amino acids)
Source: RefSeq, a predicted model, not a curated record